AUGCUAUUCUGCAGCUAUUUGGUGACAGUCAUGGGUUUGGUAAUUCCAUGGAGCGUAACAUUGUUAGUAGUAGAUGCUUACUCCGUCUUCAUAAAAGACCUACAAAUUCAGCAAAGGAUUGUAAUGAUAAUCUUUCUGGGAGACAUGGUUUUAGCGUAUCUCUCGCUGGCUGCAGCAUGCUCUACAGCGAGUGUCGCGGAUCUUCUGCUUGAAGCUGGUGGAUCCCUUUGCCCUGCAAGACUAUGUGGUAGAUAUCAAAUGUCUGCUGCUAUGGCCUUUUUGUCUUGGUUUCUUUCAUCAGCUUCCUGUCUUUUCAAUUUUUGGCUCUUCUCUUCUCUGUAAAAUACAUAGCUCACUGUUGAUAUAUGUGUAAAUGAAUGCAAAGGGUGUGAAUGUGAAUGACAAAGUCAUUUGCUUUUUAAGUACAUAUUUUUUGAAAUUUCCUUGUGAAUAAAAUUCUGGCGACUAUAGUCAACAAUGUAAUAACUGCUCUUUCAGCAGGGCAAGGGAAAAAUACUAAAGGUUUAUUUCUUGGUUCUCAACUGCUUCCAGCUUUUCUUCCCAGUUUUUUGCUGUUUUACUAAGUUACUUGGGAAAGUUAGUUGAAAAUCUGAAUGAUUUAUAUAGCAUGGUACUAGAAGUUCCACUGUUCCAAACUGUGUGUACUGUGCCUGCGAUAAUCUGGCGCAACAUCUGUAACAUUCAUUUGGUGCUUAUGCAAUGUGAAGAGUUCUAUUCUA
Molecule: messenger RNA, 740 nt
Organism: Arachis ipaensis
Lineage: Eukaryota; Viridiplantae; Streptophyta; Magnoliopsida; Fabales; Fabaceae
Source: RefSeq, a predicted model, not a curated record